AUGGGCUCUAUCCUCUGGCUCAUCAGCAGCUUCGUCCGCUGGGUGCGUAUGAAGAUUUACCAGUACGAGGUCACAUUCGCCAUCUACAUGCUUACACCAACGGAGAAAUUCAUCUUCAACUCCGUCCUCCUCACCCUGAUUACCUUGAUCGCCACCGGAAUCUACGUUUACCUCCCCAACCACCUCCGCACAAUCUACAGCCACAUGUACUACUAUGCCGUUGGCGAGCGGCCAUUCAUCUCUUCCCGACUUACAUCCUCGGUAUUCGGAGACGCGACACAGACCCUCGACGUGAUGUACGAAACGGCCAAGAAUGCGGCUGCGCGGACAACACAACACAUGGGCGAGUUGUAA
Molecule: messenger RNA, 354 nt
Organism: Penicillium verhagenii
Lineage: Eukaryota; Fungi; Ascomycota; Eurotiomycetes; Eurotiales; Aspergillaceae
Product: serine palmitoyltransferase small subunit family protein
Exons: 2
Coding region: 1-354 (117 amino acids)
Source: RefSeq, a predicted model, not a curated record